Chelonia mydas (Green sea turtle) is the source of this 2954-nucleotide messenger RNA. It is a transcript of the gene GPR52, whose product is annotated as G protein-coupled receptor 52. Gene Ontology annotation, biological process: G protein-coupled receptor signaling pathway. NCBI's taxonomy places the organism in Eukaryota, Metazoa, Chordata, Testudines, Cheloniidae. The coding region runs from base 133 to 1218 and encodes 361 amino acids. The transcript has a single exon. Gene Ontology annotation, molecular function: G protein-coupled receptor activity. Gene Ontology annotation, cellular component: membrane. The record is from RefSeq and is a predicted model, not a curated record.
UAACCUCCCUGAUAGAAGCACUGGCAGUGUCUACAAAGAGAGAUGAUGAGACUCUGAAGCAGAGUUUAGCUGAUGUUGGGCAGGUCACCUGCUCACUGUAGCUCUGAUUGCAGUGUUCCCUAAUCCCAAACCAUGAACCACUCCAGAUGGACUGAAUGGAGGACUCUGAACAUGAGCAGUAUCAUUGUGAAUGUGUCUGAGCAUCUCUCCUGUCCGCUAGGAUUUGGCCACUACAAUGCAGUCGACAUCUGCAUCCUUGAGACGGUCAUUAUUGUUUUGCUAACAUUUUUAAUUAUUGCUGGUAAUUUAACUGUAAUAUUUGUCUUUCACUGUGCUCCGCUCUUACAUCAUUAUACCACCAGCUGUUUUAUUCAGACUAUGGCCUAUGCUGAUCUUUUUGUUGGAGUUAGCUGCCUGGUUCCUACAUUAUCAUUGCUUCACUAUUCUACAGGUGUCCACGAGUCCUUGACUUGUCAGGUUUUUGGAUAUAUCAUCUCUGUGCUGAAGAGUGUCUCCAUGGCAUGUCUUGCUUGCAUCAGUGUCGACCGCUAUCUUGCUAUUACAAAACCUCUCUCCUAUAAUCAACUGGUCACGCCUUGUCGCUUGAGAAUCUGUAUCAUUUUGAUCUGGAUAUACUCUUGUCUGAUCUUCUUACCUUCCUUUUUUGGUUGGGGAAAACCUGGUUACCAUGGUGAUAUUUUUGAAUGGUGUGCUACCUCCUGGCUCACCAAUGCCUAUUUUACUGGCUUUAUUGUGUGCUUACUGUAUGCUCCAGCUGCUUUGGUAAUCUGCUUCACAUAUUUCCACAUCUUCAAAAUUUGCCGGCAGCACACCAAAGAGAUAAAUGACCGGAGAGCUCGCUUUCCUAGCCAUGAAGUGGAUGCUGCGGGAGAGACUGGGCACAGCCCUGACCGCCGCUAUGCCAUGGUUUUAUUUCGGAUAACCAGUGUGUUUUACAUGCUUUGGCUCCCCUAUAUCAUAUACUUUCUGCUGGAGAGCUCUAGGGUGCUGGAAAAUCCAGCACUUUCCUUCUUAACAACAUGGCUUGCUAUAAGCAAUAGUUUCUGCAACUGUGUGAUAUAUAGCCUCUCCAACAGUGUUUUCAGGCUGGGACUCCGGAGACUGUCAGAGACAAUAUGUUCAUCUUGUAUGUGUUUAAAAGACAAGGAUGUACGGGACCCCAAACCUAGAAAACGGGCUAAUUCCUGCUCCAUUUAAAGAAAACUGGGACAACUAAUGAAAUGCAAUCUGACAUUGGGUUUGGAUAGCAUUUAUUACAUCUGGAAAUUUGCCACAACAGAAAUAUUUACUUGAAUAGUUCCUAGGACAUGAAAUGGGGUUAGCAAGUGAUUCGUAAUAAAGGAAAAGGUUGCUAUUAAAGGGCACUGAAAGGGCACACAAAUUAUAAUGAAUAUGGGUCUUGUGAAAUUGUGUGGUGGUAUGACAGAAAUUAACAGAAGAUGAAAGAAAUCAAUAUCUCAUAUCUUCUGCAGGGCAUGAAAUAACUGGCACUUCAAAGCAGGCUCCCCCUUGAGAUAAAUUAGUGACCUAUUAAUUUUUUUCCUUUUAGAGAAAUUGUCAUAUACAGUAUUAUAUAUGUGGCAGGAUAUACAGUAGCCUCAAGCAUUAAAAUAUACUUUUUUAAACACAGUGAAUGGCUCUCCAUAAAUGAUAUUGACAGAGGAUGCAUAAUAAAUGUUGCAAUUUAACAAUCAGCUGCAUAUAGUCUUUGCUUGUGUCUUGUACUAUUUUCAGUUGUACAAAUAUCCGCUAAACCUUUCCCCUCUCCCACCUCCCCCCAAACCCCAUACAAAUUAAAGAAACUGAUGGGUACACUUUUUGGAUAAAAUUAAAGUUUUGUUUUUUGCAUUUCUUGUGCAGCUUCCACAAAGCCUGCUUCUUCUCCUCACCCCCCGCCACCCCCCAUUUCCAUUUUUUCAUGCCCUGCACCCUGGGUUCCAUUAUUCAGAAGUGACUUAGUUAAUGAAGGAGCCUGUCAGAUAAACUUGAUUUCAAAUAACUUCUUCCUUCAGAAAAUUCUGGCUAUUUUUACUAGCUGGAUGUUUGCAUUCACCAUAUUCUAAUGACUUUUACAAAAUUUGUUCUCUGGAUCCUGCUAAAUUAGCACACAGUACUGAUGUGGUGUCCUUUAGGAUGUACUAAAGCUUUUCCUUUAGCAGUUACACAAAUAAUCCUAAUGCAAAUAUGAUAACCACACACAGCAGUGUCACAUCACUGCUCAGUGCAUUUAAAAAAAAAUUUAAUGGAAAAUAACUUUUCUGUGGGGUCUGAAUAGCUGACUGUUGUAGCUGCCAAUCCUUUGUGUGAACCUAGCUUGCACAUAGUGUAUUUUUUUAAAAAAGAAAAUGUAAAGUAUGUGAUCUGUGCCUAAUGUUUUCAUAGCAUAUGGAGUAGGUCAAUUUUAAGUCUACAGGAUUUUAAAAAAGAAUUAGUUGCUCUAAGAGAAAUACUUUUAUGCAGUUAUUAAAUAGAUAUUUAUUAGAGGAGGAGGUGGAGAGACAAUUUAGUAUAAAAUACAGAUAAGAGCCUCAGUAUUGCCUUUUGUAAUGAACUGCCUUUCAGGUUCACCGCUUAAAUAAAAUACUUUGCAAGGGCACUACAUGUGUAAUAAAUUGCCUAGGGUUCAGAUAUAGUAUGGCAAGUAGUGACAUAUUUUAAAUAUUAGUUUUAACCCAAGGUGCCAUUUUCUCAGAUGGUGAUUUGUUUUGUUUUUUAAAAAGGCCUAACUAUUGCUACUCUUAACAGCUGCGAAAUAGUUUCUUAUUUUACCAAAAUGCAUAUAAUGAAAUUGUGCCUGUGACUUUUCGUAACGGAAGUCAACCUUAUUUGCACACCAAUGGUUUGACUACAGUAGUCUCUUUAAAAAAAAAAAAAAAAAAAAAAAAAAAGUACGCAUUGUUUUAUUGAGGUGGUUCUGAACCCCUGUACAUUUU